AUGCCCAGCGUCAUCAAAGAACGGGAUGUCAGUAUAAUCCUAAGCUCUCAACAUGCCGUCUCAACUAACAGAAGGCCCAAGUUUGGUCCAGUUCCCAUCUCAGAAGAGACUCUUGCCGAGUACUAUCUCAACGUUCUGAAUGAGAUCGAAGAACAGUACCACAAGCUCCCCGAAGUAGCUAUACUAGAUUUUCAGUUCAAAACGAGCUCAGACGAAGUCCGCUUCGAGUUCCCCUUUGCUCUCAGUGCCACCGAACGGACCACCAAGGAGCAGAGGAAGGACACAUUUGCAACCAUAAUUCAUAUCAUGUCCAGCCAAACCGAGUGGGCAGGUUUGAACUUACAUAUGCGCUUGGAUUUCAAGAUUGAGUCUGGCCAGUAA
Molecule: messenger RNA, 381 nt
Organism: Aspergillus pseudotamarii
Lineage: Eukaryota; Fungi; Ascomycota; Eurotiomycetes; Eurotiales; Aspergillaceae
Exons: 2
Coding region: 1-381 (126 amino acids)
Source: RefSeq, a predicted model, not a curated record